Molecule: messenger RNA, 255 nt
Organism: Linum tenue
Lineage: Eukaryota; Viridiplantae; Streptophyta; Magnoliopsida; Malpighiales; Linaceae
Source: the annotation of a GenBank genome assembly
GCAAGAAUGAAACGACGGAUCGUGCUAUGUUCAAAAAGGAUGGAUGUACUAGCAUUCCAGUACUUAAUAGGUUGCAACUAUUCACUAUCUAAGCUAAAUGCUAAAGCUGAACGCAUGAAUAGAAAGAUCAAAAUGAUUGCUGCCAAAAAGAAAAAAAAGAUAUUUCCUACCACAAUUGAGAAAGGUUCGAAGCAUGUCGACUGCUUUUCUCUUGGCCCUCCUUCGAGCGUAUGCCAAUACUGUGCAGCUGUUAUG